Molecule: messenger RNA, 7731 nt
Organism: Trichobilharzia szidati
Lineage: Eukaryota; Metazoa; Platyhelminthes; Trematoda; Strigeidida; Schistosomatidae
Source: the annotation of a GenBank genome assembly
GUUGCAAUCACCUUGACAUUAACAAAUAAAUCCUAUUGAAGAAGCCCAACAAAAUGACUGCGAGAGAAGAGGGAGUGUGCUUUGAUGAGUGUAUGUGUGUUUGCCUGUGUGAUACAAUCGAUUAGUCAUUUAUAUGUGAACUGUCUCUUAUACCUGACUACUUUUCGUUUUCAUUGUCUACUUAUUGACGUCAACAACAAAGACUACUACUGGAAGUAGACGUUGAUUUUAGGAGAAAUCAUAAAUCUCUUUUUUCGUUCUUUUCAAAUCUGUGCUUCUUCUUUUUCGUUGCCUCGUUGUAAUUGUAAUUUAAGGUCAAAAAUACGUGCACACUUAAAGAGGAUAGGAUUACAUAACAAGAAAAAAGCACAGUAGACCGGGAAAAAGUGUAUGCCAAGUGACUUUAUACACACAAACACACACAUGCACAAAAUAGUAACAAGAGGAGGUGAAUCUUAGUCAGUCAAUCAACCAAUCAAUAAAACAGAUAACGACUUACAAGCAUAACACGAAUUACACAACAGUUCAAUAAUACUACUUUCGUUUGAAAGGAAAAAAAUUCAGCAGCACCGUUAUUAUUAUCAUCGUCAUCGUCAUUCUAGUCAAAAUGAUCUAUCCAUCCAUCAUGGUCACCAGAGCAUCGAAUCAUUAUCAGGCUGUAUUUUUUUUCCUUUUCUCUCAUCGGUUGGUCACUUUUCGAUAAACAGCGUCUUUUUUCUCGUCAAAUCCGACUUAUCCUGGUUAACCAACCCUAAGGAGUGCAUACUGUGACAAUCCUAAAAACAAAAAUUGUAAAUAUAAUAUCAGUUAAAACAAAAAGCUAAAAAUCAGGAAUCUGUGAUCAUGUCUUCUGAUAGUGGUGUAUUUCGACGUCUGUCUCUCCCACCACAAUUACAACCACAACAGUCAGUCGCAUCAUCCACGACCGCCUCAACGACUACGACAACAGCGACAGGAUUGUUUUCCACCGGUAAUAAUAAAACUAAAAAGGAGUGUUUUACUUUUGAACCACAACAGUGGCGUAAAUCUGUAUGCAAAAACUGUUUUCGUACACAACCAGAGCAUAAGCCGCCGCAAUCAUUGACGCAGCAACUACAACGAAUCUCCGGUGAGGAGGACACAACUUCAACUUUGAAAAGUCAACAAGCGCUGGACAACGAUGGAAGUAAUAUGAAUAAUAACUCUAACACUACUACUAUUAAUGCUGCUGAGGGGGAUAAUAGUAGUUAUGACGUGAAGGCGCGUGACACUUUUAUGAAUAAACCUAAUAAUGGAUUAACUGGGAGUAAUGCUGCAGCCAGAGCAGCGGCUAGAAAGAUUGCUGUUGGACAAAGAUAUUCUGAUUCCGAAGUGCGCAGUUCUUUAACUGGUCAUGAAAUACGUAAAUCCUCUGGUACUAUAAACACUAAUAUAGGUCAGCAGCAGCAAUCAGCUCAUGGAAUCGUUCAUUCUUCUGUAUCAAGUAUUGACGCUAGAUAUGUUGAAGAAUUAGAGAAUGAUUUCUUUGCAUUAGAAGAUAAACAUGAAAUGUUGAUUAAAGAAUAUGAUGAGUUAAAUUCAGAAUUAGAAAUAAAAGUACGUACAAUUAGUGAGCUACAAACAACCCUGGAUCAGUAUCGUGAAAAAGUAACCCUACUUGAAAGACGUUGUGGACACUUGGAAGAAGAGAUAAAAAGUUAUCGAGAACGUUUAAAACUUCCAGAAAGUGAUCAAAAUCACUCACCAAAUACAAAUAUAUUAGAUCAACAAUAUAAUAAUAACAAUAACAAUGUCGGAUUAACAGAUAUCCACUGUAGUGCUGAAUUACAACAACGUCUGAAUGAAGUUGAACAAUUAUGUCAAGAAGUUAUGGAAGAGAAUGAACAACUUAAAGAAGAUGUCGAGGAAAUGCAUAGAGAAAUUGAAGAAAUGCACGAUCAUUUUCAGGAAGAAGAUCGUGAUGCUGUGCGCGAACUUCAACGUGAUUUAGAAGCAGCGAACAAAGCCUGUAGAAUAUUACAAUUCAAGUUACGCAAAGCUGAAAGACGUUUUGAACAAUGUGAAGCUGAACGAGCCAAUUUAGAAGAACGUUUAGCUAGACUUGAAUCUGAAUUGUACAGUGAAGCUGAUGUUGCUCAUAUUCAUAAUUUAGAAGAAGAACUACGUAUUGCCAAAGAAGUUGGUGUUCGCUUAAAUAGUGAAUUAGAUUUAUUGGACGAGAAACGUGUUUAUUAUGAAGAGGAGAAUCGUCAGUUAAAUGAAGAAUUACAAACAUCACAGAAUAAAAGAAUUGCUGUUGAAAAUGAACUUGGACGACUUAAAUUAGAGUUCGACAAGUUGAAAAAUGAAAAAGGUGCUUUCGACAAAGGACCAUUACAAGUUACUGACAAAAAUAGGUCUAGACAAGGUGUGUCAUUAUCACGAGAAGCCUCAUUUGAAGACCAUCAGAUAGUGCGAGAUUUAGAAGCUGCUAGAGAAAGAGAAACCGACUUAUCAGAACAACUGAGAUUUGCUGAAGAAGAAAUACGUAAAGUUAAACGACGACUAAAAGAAUCUCAAGCUGAAAAUGAUAUACUAUCUAGAAAAAUAGGAAAAGUGUUUUCACUUCAGACACGUAACAAUAGAACAGCUGGACAGACAGCUGGUGAAGGUACUGAAGAUCAACAACUUAUACCGCCGACAACACCAUACAGUACAGCUAUCAGUUCAGAACAGAAAAAAUCUUUGUUUUCUGGAAUAAGUAGUCGACUUCGAGGAUAUGUGAACACUGAAAGUGAAGCAAGUAUUGCGGCUACUAGUCGGACACCACAAAAUGCUGUAAAUACAGACACAAAUAAUCUCCUAAACAAAGAAAAGCUGGCUACAGAAAGUGGACAGUUGAACUUGCACACUGUUAGAGAGUCAGAAGAUUCACAAUCGAUAAAUGAAUAUAAACAAAAGUUGGAAAUAUCACUUAAAGAUAAUGAAGUAUUGAAAAGCAAAUUACGUGAAUCUGAAAAACACUUAAAACAAAUUGUUCGUGAUGUACGUUUACUGAGUAGUUUUGAAAAAGUUGAUGGUUGGUUUGAAAAGUAUAAUGAUGUUCGUGAAACUAUGAAAGAUCAAGAGAAUGAAAUAUUACGUAUGAAAAAGAAGUUAUCUGAGCUACAGGAGGAAAAUACGAAACUUCGUGCAAAUGAAAAAUUAUUAGACGGAAAACAUAGCAAUAAAACUCGUCGAUCACGACCUAUCAGCUUAGAAUUAAUGAGUCAAGAAUUAUUAAUUGAAGAAAUUAAAAAUUUAGAAGAGGAAUUAAAUAAUGCUGAAUCUGAAGCGAGUUCAGCCCAUGAACAAGUGAACAGUUCACAAGUUCGUAUCACGUACUUAGAAGACACAAUGACAGAAAGUCGAAGUGAAUCUGAUCGACGAGAAGGUGAACUGUUAAAGUGUUUAAGUCAUUUAGAAGAAAAAUGUACAGUACUCAAUGAAUUACUUACAGUAUUAGAAGAACAGAAUAAUAAUCUUCAGUCAGAAAUUUGUAGCCUACUAAAUUUGAACUAUGCAUCGGAAGAUCAGCUAUCUAUCAAUAAGAAAAUGGAUGAAAUUUCUAGUGAAUCCGUUAAAAUAGGGGAUCCAAAUCAGAAAAUUCGAUGCUUAGAAAAAUUACUUUCCGAAGAACAUCAGCGUACUAUAGUGCUUCAGAAACGUUUGGAGUUGGCCACUAAACAGAAUAUUUGUGUAAAUCAAAACUCUGAAAAACAUUUGGAGUCUAAACGUAGCGAAAUGCUUCAGAGAGAGCUGGAUGAAAAAGAAGAAAUGAUUGAUGCUCGUGAUGAACAAAUUAAUGAUCUGAAAUCGCGUGUUGAACAAAUGCGUAAAAUGAAUGAAGCAAUGCGUGCAUUAAUGGAGAAGGAACCAAUUGAAAGCAAGCCACAGAAAAUGGGUGCUACUGUAGAAAUUGCCAGUUAUAAGAAAGAAAUAGACAGCAUGAGAAAAGAAAUGCAAAUUAUUCGUAAUAAUCUUACACAAGUUGAAAAAGUUCGAGAGAAACUAGCUAAAGAGAAUAGAGAAUUACAAGAAGAAUUGAAAUUAAGGGAAGAUUCAAUAUUUGAACAAGAUGACGAACUGGAGAGGCGUAAUAGUGAAAUACGCGCCCAAAAAUCUUCGAUUGAACAAAUGAAACGAGAGUUGGAACAAACAAAAUGUGAUUUAGCACAAGCAAAAGCUGCAGAGAUUAGUGGAGCGUCUGGUCGAUUAAGUGCUAAAAUUGCUGAAAUUGAAAGAUUACGAAUGGAGUUGAGCACUGCGACCCAAGAUUUAAAAGAAACUAAAGCCAGUCAAGAGGAGUGGAAAAGAAUUGCAACUCAAAAUGAAGAUACAAUGAAACAUCUUGGCAAUGAAAUUAUACAAUUACGUAAUGCAAUAGUUGACAAGGACAAAAUGCUAACUGAAUUACAUGCUUAUUUAAGAGAAUCACGACAGAAUACAGAGAAUAUUAAACAACAAUGUGAAAAUGCAGAAAAAAAAUGUGCUGAGGCAGAGAAACGAAUGGAAGAAUUAAAAGAAAGAUUACUGACUAAAGAACAGGAAUUAAAAAACCUAAGAAAACGUAUGGAAGAAGCAGUCAGUGCCACUGGCAAUAACAAUCGUGAUUUAAAUCAAGAUUGUACCGUCACCAGUAAUCGAGAUUUACUGCUAAAUCGACGCGGUUUUGAAGUGGAUAAGCUUAGAAGAGAAUUAUCAUUAACAAAAAGAGAAAAAGAUGAUUUAUAUACCGAGUUAAAGAAAUUACGAUGUAAACUGGAUAAAAGGCACAUGUCUGAAGAACGCAGUAGAAAGGAUAUAACAAGUUAUUUGUCAAAUUUAAACAUGGGUAACACAUAUGCAAAAGCAAUUGCAGCUCAACAGCCUACAACAAAAAUUAAUCUACUCAAUGAACAUAUCAGUGUGUUAAAUCGUACAAAUGCUGAAUUAAAAGUACAGAAUGAAUCAUUACAUAAUAAUGUAAUUGAUUAUCAACGACGUUAUCGUAGUAUUAAAGAACAAUAUGAAGGUGAACAAGAAGCUUGGUUAACUGAAAGACUUGUUCUUGAAUCAAAAGCAAAAGAACAAGAAGAUCGUAAGACAGCACUGACAAAUACUCGAAAAUUACUCCAAGAUACAAGUGUUAAAUUAUUCGAUUUAGAAAGGGAAAGUGAAAAGAAACUUAUUAACUUACAAUCAGCCUACGAAAAAUUGGAAAAAGAGAAACAAACAAUUGAGUUAAAAUUAGCCCAGUUAGAAGAUACGCAAAAGCUGCCAAAAGUACUUCAAAGAUUUAGUGCCAGUUCUGGAAGUACACGUCCAAGUGUACUGACUUCUCAAGCACGUACAGCACAGCUAGAAAAUCAAGAAGUAAUACUUAAAUUACAGAAUGCUGAAAGAAUUAUAGCUAAACUACGAAAUGAGUUAGUUGAAUUAAAAGAAUCAUAUGCAACACAAAAUAUUGCUGCUGUACAAGAAGCUGAAGAGGCUAGGUUAAAUAUGGAAAAAGAAUUAGAAGAUAUUAAAGAUAGGUUGUUAACAAUGGAAUGUUAUCGACAACAAGUAGAAUUAUUUAGACAUCGUCAUUUCGAAGUUGAAGAAAAUGCUGAACGUGAAUAUAAAAUAUGGCAAGAGGAAAGAGAUCAUUUAGUUUAUCAAGCUGAAGAAGCCAGAGUGAUGAUAAAUCAUUGGAGUGCACAGAUAAAGUGUAAAGCUACUGGUGAAGAUACAAAACCGGAAGAUGUUUUAAAUGAAAUUUUAAAGUCAAUGGAAAAAUGGUCAACUGAACAUGAACGACUGCCAAACUUAAAACGUCGCAUGUUGGAUUCUGUAUCAUCAGUUGAAAGUACUUCAGGUAUUGGUUUAAGUACAGGAGCAACGAACAGUCCAAUGAUACCUCAAUCAAAAGGCGGUCUAAUGAUCAGUUCAACAACAUCACCAUUUUCACCAGGUUUACUACCACGUGGGUCAAGUUUAACAGCUCAAAGGUCGACAUCAAUGGAAUGGACUGGUGGACGAUUUCACGGACACCCAUUAUCCUCUGGUGGUCAUCCAUUCGGUUCAAACUUUAGAGAAAGUAGUUGUGGAUUUGGAACAACUAGUGGGACAUCACUUAUUAGCGGUUUUCGUGGUAGUGCGUUAAGCCUUGCUACAGGAACAGGAAUUGGCGGUGGUAGUAGUUACAGCCUGAUGGUUAACAGCCGUUGUGGUAGAUCUGUAUCGCCUGAAGUCACUGUGAAAAAGAUUACAAAUUAUCCCGACCCAACUCCAGGAUUUCUAGUUCGUCCACAGUCUAGACAAGGUUCACAAGAUAGUUUGGCUAGCAUUACAGACUAUUCACAAAAAUCAUUUACUCUGCCUGGUAAACCACCUAUUAGAAGUAUUAUUUCACCAGCAAGACGAAUGUUUUUCGAAGAUAAUCGAGAGAAUAAAUCUAGUGAGAUUGAUUUGCAUCGCCUAAUGGCCCAACAACAACAACAUACGCUUAAUCCUUAUGAUAUACAAAAUGAAUCAACAAAAACCAGCUUACUGAAUCUAAAUUAUUCGGAAGAAAAAACUGAACCACUUUCAAAACAUACUACUGAUAUGAGCCAAAAAGUUAAUGAAAAGUUGAAACCUACACUUCAACAUGAUACAGAUAAGGGUAAAAAAUCAAAUAAUAAUCUGGCAUCACCUAUUAUCAAUAAUAAUAAUAAUAACAAUAAUAAUAAUAAACAUAGUAAUAGUCAAACAAAAUUAAAUGAAGAUUUAGACAAACCGGCCAGCACUCAUUCACGUUCAUCGUUUGCCAACAGAUUUACACGUUGGUCGAGUUCUGGUAGUAGUAAUAACAACAGUAAUAAUAAGCAUAAUCUUGUUAAAGCACAUUCAGUUGAGCCAAAUUCAAUUCAUGACAGAAACACUGAAAAUGUUGGCGGUAAUGAUGGUGGAAGCAAUCGUAGUGAUUAUGGUGGAGUUGGCAGUAUCGGUGGCAAUAGUAAUACCGGUGAUAAGUCUAUAAGUAAAUCUAAAGAAAAUCUAUUCAGUAAAUCAUUGAAGAGAGAUAAAUCGUCUAUUCGAUUCGGAACACAAGAUAAAGUGAAAGAGAAAUCACCGAAAAUUGAUAAUUAUUCAAGCAAUACUCGUCAGAUGACAACUGAAACAACAUCGAGUCAUGAAAAUGCUCCACAACAACAGCAGCAGCAACAAACACAGUCUGUAGUGAAAAGAUCUAAAUCUGUAUCAAAUAUCUCUCCGGCUAUAAUGGCUUUAAGACAAAAAUUUUCAGGUGGAGGGAAAUCAUAGUCGACUUUUAAAUUUUCUUCGUCUUUCUUUGUUUUCACCUACCUUCCUCCUCACACUCCUCUUCUCUCCUUGCCUCCUUUUCUUCACCCGACUUUCUUCCCACGCUUAUGUCACCCACUUAAUCUUUUUCAUUCAGUCACUAAGAUCAUAAGUGAAUCUAUGUUAAAAUGUUCGUCUCAUUUUCAGCUAUUUGUAAACAUUUUAUCUUAAAGAAAUUUGUUUUAAUGAUUGAUAAUCAUGUCAUUGUUAAUGUUAAUAAAAGAAAGUAUUUACUUUUGAUUAAUUAUAUUUGUUAUCUUUGUCAGCUGACAGAUACUGACAAAUGAUGUUACAUACUACUGAUUGAUUGAUAUUAGUAGUUUUAGUCAUCACUCACACAAACUAUUAGCGUGUGCCAGAUGGCCAGACCAAAGUAUUCUAAACACCAGGUGAUCAUUUCGAUCGUUUUUGACCAAGCCCAACAUC